GCUCUCGGGGAGCUGUGUCGCCCUGCGCCAUGCUCGCUGCAAGGCAUCUUUAGCCCAAAGGAUCCCGGCUGAAGCGCUCAGCCGUGGCGGCUUCGAAGUCACCCCGAGGCACGUGGAGGCCUAUCGAGAAGACGGUGUUGUCCACCUGCCUGGCGUUUUCAGCCAAGAGUGGGUGCGCUACUUGCAAGGCGCUUUCCACGAAGGAAUGCAACGACCAGGCAAACACGCCGAGUUCAUUGCUCCUGGUACUACUUGGGACACCAUGUUCCAGCAGGAUGCCCAAAUGCGCGAUGUGGAGAUGUUUCAGGAUCAGGUCUUCUUCCAGGAGACAGAAGACAGACUUCCGGAUUGGCAGCCUGUCAUCCGCUC
Messenger RNA from Symbiodinium necroappetens, 369 nucleotides. NCBI's taxonomy places the organism in Eukaryota, Dinophyceae, Suessiales, Symbiodiniaceae. The record is from the annotation of a GenBank genome assembly.